This is a messenger RNA of Exophiala aquamarina CBS 119918, 1488 nucleotides long. RefSeq lists its product as uncharacterized. The record is from RefSeq and is a predicted model, not a curated record. Lineage: Eukaryota; Fungi; Ascomycota; Eurotiomycetes; Chaetothyriales; Herpotrichiellaceae. The coding region runs from base 1 to 1488 and encodes 495 amino acids. The transcript has a single exon.
AUGCUCAUAAAUGAUGAUGGACUUCAGAUCAUAGGAGAGGAGGAACGCGAGGCUCGUAUCGAUUUCUACCAAGAUCACAACAUCGGCUGGACUUCGCGACCGAAGCACGGCUCCGAGGGCUUUGUGCGUCGAGGGAAGUUCAAGAAGGCCUCUAAUAUGAACUAUGGACUUAUGCUGUCGUGUAAAAUCGAAGAGAAACUCCAGAAUUACACUCGAGGGCCUUCCUGGACGGAGAUCGACGAGUCACGAGCGUAUGAUACCUCACUGAAGGAAGUCUUGUCAGAAAAUCCACGAGCUUGGGCAGAUGGAAACAUUCGUGUUGGAGAUUACAUCUUGCUGAUUGACAGCGAUACCCGAGUUCCUAAUGAUUGUCUACUUGAUGCUGUCAGUGAGAUGGAGCUGUCGCCUGACGUGGGUAUCAUGCAAUUUGCAUCAGGGGUGAUGCAAGUCGUCCACACAUUCUUCGAGAACGGCAUCACGUUUUUUACCAACCUCAUCUACACCGCAAUCGAGUAUACAGUGGCAAAUGGAGACGUUGCUCCAUUUGUUGGUCACAACGCCGUUCUUCGAUGGAGCGCGAUCCAGCAGGUUUCCUACAUGGACCAGGAUGGCUACGAGAAAUUCUGGUCCGAGUCUCAUGUCAGCGAAGACUUUGAUAUGUCGCUAAGACUCCAGUGCCAUGGCUACAUCAUCAGGCUAGCAUCCUGGGCCCACGGAGGCUUCAAAGAAGGCGUCAGCCUCACAGUUUAUGAUGAACUUGCACGUUGGGAGAAAUAUGCUUACGGUUGUAACGAACUUCUUUUCCACCCUAUACGCAAGUGGGUCUACAAGGGACCUUUCACUAAACUCUUCCGUCGCUUUCUCUUCUCGAACAUCCGCUUCACGUCGAAAAUCACAAUUAUCAGCUACAUUGGUACAUACUAUGCUAUUGGUGCCGCGUGGAUUAUGACACUAGCAAACUACUUUGCCAUCGGUUGGUUCAACGGCUAUCUGGACAAAUAUUACAUUGACAGCUGGAAAGUGUGGUUCAGCAUCGUCAUCGUAUUCAACGGUCUAGGAAACAUCGCCCUGGCUCUCAUGCGCUACCGUAUUGGGCAAAAGUCCUUCUUCUCUGCACUCCUAGAAAAUUUGAAGUGGAUAUUUCUUCUUUCCAUAUUUCUGGGUGGUCUCUCUCUUCACGUCUCACAAGCUCUCCUUGCCCACAUGUUUGAAGUUGACAUGACCUGGGGAGCCACCAGCAAAGAGGCCGAGUUCAGCAAUUUCUUCAGCGAAGUGCCGAAGGUCAUUCGCAAAUUCAAAUUCAGCAUCGCGUUUGCGCUGCUGGGCAGCCUUGCCAUGAUUAUCCUGGCAACAAAUCCGAGCGGUUUCAUCCCCGAUGACUGGUUAAUCAAGGAUUUCAUUGCGAUCUUGCCGAUGAGUACUGUGGCUACGAGUCAUUUACUCUUGCCAAUCGCGCUCAACCCGGCGUUGAUGACUUUCUCGUGGUGA